AUGGCAGAAGCAGUACGUGGAUAUAAGAAGUUCUAUCAGGGUAAGAUGUAUGAAAUGAGUAUAUUGAAGCCUGUAGAAAAAGCCAAGACUACUCCAACAAAUCCAGAAGAUGCCCGUGAAUUAGGUUUUAAGGAAGGUGUCGAAGUUGGUAAGCGUGAAGGUUACUUGGAAGCACUAGCACAUCUAAAGAAGUUUUCGGAUGGUUUGCCAGUGAAGUUGAAGGAGAUAAAAUAUAUGGCAUUUGGUUAUAAAAAUUGCUAUUGGGAUAGUUGGAAUAAAGUGAUGUGGCUCAAGGAACAAGAUUCCGAAAAUUGGGUCAAAUAUGAUUAUCAACCAUUUUGUUAUGUUCAAGCUAAUACAAAUACUGGUAUUACAGACUUGCAUAAACAUAACAUGAAAAGAAUGGAUUACAAAGAUAAAACUGUUAUUCAAACUUUAAAACAAUCUAAAAUGAUUAUUGCAGAAUCAGAUUUAACUCCAGAAGUUAAAUUUAUGCAUGAACGUUAUGAUAAAGUACAAUUAAAGCCUGAUGUAAAAUUAUGGCAUAUUGGUUAUUAUGAUAUUGAAGUUGCAUCUGGUUCUAAGUAUUAUGAUGAUGAACCAAUUUUGGUUAAAGAAUUAGCAACUAAUACAGUUAAAGAAUGGAAGCUAAUUGAAUUUGAUAGAUAUUUCAAUCAUAAUUAUGACCAUACAAUUGAAAAUAGAGAAAAAGAAUACUUAGUAUUUGAUAUAGAAGAACAAACAUGGAAAAAGUAUACAGAUUCAUGUUAUGUUACAAAUGAAUUCCCUGCUGCAGAUAAGGCAUAUUGGCCUAUUAACUUGAUUUCAGUAUAUUCAACUAAGACAAAGAAAAAUCAUACAUUUUCUACAUUAGGAUAUGAUUUUAAAAAGGGUAAAUGUCCACGAGAAUUAUUACAUCAAUAUAAAGAUGAAAUUAGCAUGCUUAAAGGUUUCUUUAAGUGGGUUCAUGACCAGAAAUUUGAUAUAUUGACUGGUUGGAAUAGUGUUAAUUACGAUAUGCCUUAUAUAUGUAAUCGAUGUGAACGAUUGAGAGAAAAACUUGGUGUACAUACAGAAUGGGAAAGAGCAUUUAGUCCAUUAGGAAAAAUGCCUGUAGAAAAGAAGAAUUUUGAUAGAAAACUUGCAGAUGUUGAUUUAGGAAGUACAUUUACAAUUCCUGGUUUAUAUCAUUUGGACUAUAUGGAAUUGUAUAAGACAUUUGCUGACCAUCCACCUAUGGCAUCAUUUGCAUUGAAUUUCGUUUGUCAGAUGGAAAUUGGUAAAGGUAAGUUGGAUUAUGAAGGUAAGAUUAAUGAAACUUACAAGAUUGAUGAAACACAGUUUACUGAUUAUAACCGAGUUGACGUAGAAGAUUUCGUUGAAUUGGAAGAAAAGAAACAGAUUUUCCCAUUGAUUCUAGAAUAUGCUUAUGAUUGUAUUGUUACUUUGGAUAAGAUUUUUAAUAAAGUACCAACAUCAGAAGGAUAUAUUCUUAAGUUCUUACAUAAUGAAGGUAAAGUAUUAAAUGAUAAGCCUGAAAAGUAUGAAGACUGGUGGCGAAAUGAAAAGAUGUAUAUCGUUAAAGAUAAGAAUGGACAAACUUAUUAUCAAAACACAGAAUGGGAAGAAGAUGCAAAUGGUUAUCCAAACUUUAAGAAAUAUGUCUUAAAGAAAAAGUUUAUUGAUGGUGUAGAUAAUAAGGAAAUUCUAGAUGAUGUAUUAAGUACAUGGCAUGAGGAUAAGAAGAGAAAUAAAUCAGCAUGGCAAGUAUUUGAAGAAGAAGCAAAACGCGAUUAUGCAAAUAAUGAUUUACAUCCAUUCCCUGAAUUUCAGGUAAAAGCAGGUUAUUGUUUUGAUGAUCCAGGUCGAUAUGAUGACUGUAUGAGUUUUGAUAUUACAUCUUCAUAUCCACAUCAUAUUAUGCAAUUUAACAUUUCACCAGAAACAGUAUGUAAACAUCCUACAAAGGAACAGAUUGAAAGUGGUGAAGUAAUAUUGACAGAUGUUAAUGGCGUAGGAUUUUAUAGAACUAAUGAUGCGAUUAUUCCAUCAAUUGUAAAGAAAGUUUUUGCUGAACGUAAGGAAUAUAAGCGAUUAAAAGCAGAAGCUGGUGAACGUGGUGAUACUGUAGAAAAGAUGCGUUGCCAUAACAUUCAGUUGAACAAGAAAAACAUCAUUAACUCUCUAUAUGGUGUAUGUUUGUCACCAACAUUCCAUUUGUAUAAUAUAGAUUGUGCAAGAGCAAUUUGUAGAUGUGCUAGAGUAACACUACGAGAUUGGUUAACUAAAUGUUUGAAUGAUUAUUAUAAAUCUUCAUCAUUUAUUAAGGACGUAGAAAAGUAUUAUGGUAUUGAAUUAAAGGAUAAGAGUCCAAUUAGUUUUAAUGACCAUUUGUGUAGUGCAGUACAUAAUGAUACUGACUCUGUAUAUUUUACAAUUCAUGAAAUGAGAGAAAGAUUGGCAAAGGAAGGUCUUGUAUAUAGAACUGAAGAUGAAGUAAGAGAAUUCUUUAAGCAUGCUGAAGAUAUAUUUCAGGAUUUCUUUGUUAAGGUAUUGGAAAUAAGAGCACAGAAGAGUAAGACUGAAAAUAAGAUUAAAUUCAAUAGAGAAAAUAUAUUUACAUCAAUGUAUUGUUUUGCUAAGAAAUUAUAUAUUGGUAAGAUUAUUGAUAGUGAAGGUGAUUUAUAUCCUAUUGAAGAAAUUGAUUUGAGUAAGUAUACAGAGGAAGAAAAGAAGAGCUUACCACUUCAUUGGUUGGAUCAUCCUGAAGGUCCAAAGCAUAAGAUCAUGGGUGUUCCUAUUAAGAGAAGUGAUAUGCCAGAUUUUUGUAAGGAAGCUGCAGAAAAGUUGGCAUUUGAUAUAUGUAGUGGUAUGAAGUAUGAGGAUGCUCGAGAUAGUGUAAUUGCAACAUAUAAGGAAUUUUGUGAAGCAAGUACAGAUGUUGUGGCAUCUAAGAAGAGUAUUUCAAAUUAUAAGAAAUAUAUCCCACAUGAUAUAGAUUAUUAUUUGAAGAAUGGUCUAGUAUUUGAAACAGGUAUGACAUUUAAUGCUAAGUGUAGUUUGGCUUACAAUUAUAUAAUUGCUAAGAAUAAAUUUAAGUUGGCACCUAUAAAUAAUAAUACCAAGUUCAAUUAUAUGUAUGUUAAGCCAAAUGAAUAUAACAUUGAAGCUAUAGCAUAUAUAGGUGAAUGGCCACAAGAAUUGGCAGCUAUUUUGGAAGUUGAUUAUGAAACUAUGUUCAGAAAGAGUUAUAUUCCUCUAUUUGAAAAGAUGUUUAGAAUUUCUAAAUGGAUUGGUCCUAAAGAAACUGUACCACUGGAAGUCCCUGGUAUGUUUGAAUUUUUCUGUUAA
Molecule: messenger RNA, 3351 nt
Organism: Cylicocyclus nassatus
Lineage: Eukaryota; Metazoa; Nematoda; Chromadorea; Rhabditida; Strongylidae
Source: the annotation of a GenBank genome assembly